CCUUUCGAAAUGAUAUUUUUAGAGAUACAAGUCGGUGCUCGUUAACAACGGCAGUAGUCGUCGUUGAUCCUCAGAGAAACCGAAGCCACAAAUUUUACGAUUUUUCGAUUGAAUACUGGGGAAAAUUUUAAUAAUGGGAAUAUCAAGUAGCAGUAGUGAUUCGUCGGUUUUGAUCUCUGCCAGCAAACAUGAGGCAGAAACAUCUUUGAAUGGAGAAGAUUCUUGCCUUACAAAUGAUGGAAGACAAAAACCAUAUGUCGAAACGCGUAUAUACAAGAGAGAAGAACAGCCACGAUCGCAAUUAACUUGCGCAACGCAAAUGACAGAUUGGCAGUCCGCCGAUAGUCACGAUCGCUCAACGUGUCAACAAAAUAAUGAAAUCGUCGAACUUUCGCGAAUUAUUUCGCAGCUGGCAAUGGCCAAUCAUCAAUUAGCCAAUGUGCAUAGUGCAACGCUAGCGCGUAUGGAAGCAUUACAUUUGGAGCUAUCAAAGACUAGAGAGGCUCGGAAGCAAAAGAUUUCGACAGAGGAUCUGGAAAUAUGCGAGGAUGUUCUUCGCGAAAGACUGCAGGAUGAAGACAUUAAAAAGGAAGAAAUGCAAAGACUGGAACAACGUAUCGUUAAAUUAGAAAAAUUGUUAACGGCGAGUUCUUUUGAACAGUCUAAACAACGUUACUUGCAAGAAGAUAAAUUGCAUUCCAAAACAGAAAGAACGGAGAAUUCUCUGAAGGUACAAGAUACGAAUAAGAAUUCCUGCUCGAGAUCCGCGGAAUUGCAUUGUGAGUCUUUGGAGCAACAAACAAAUCAUAUCAUGAUAAAUGCUAUUAAUAAUGUAUCUGACAAUUGUGGCGAUGAUCGAGAUUCGAUCAGGGAGGAAACGGAUGCUUACAUGUAUUACAGCGCUCAUUCCGAUGAUUCCGAGACAAAUAUUCCUAGAUUAAACAAAAACUUAGAUAAAGUGCACAAAAGACGAGCAAGGUUGAGAAAUGACGAACAAAAUCCAACGAGAAAUCUAGCGAGCGAAAAAAUAUCAAAAUUGUCGGAGGAAGUUGAGAGAUUAAAUGUAGAUCGAUUGGAAUUUCAAAACACGAACAUGCUACGCAGUUUAAUAGAUCAAAAAAAUUUGGUAGAAAAAUUAGAUUAUGAGGAAUCCACGAAAACGCGAUACGAGACGGUAGAAGCUAAUUUGCAUAAACUCAGGCAAGAAUAUGACGAAUUGACGAAGCAUUUAGAUUGCGCCAAGAAAGAAAUCGAAAAAUUACUGAAAGAGAUUAAUAUCUUUCAGUCUGAAAAAGACACUACUGAUGCGAGAAUUUCAAUUUUGGAACAGGAUCUGCAAAAAUCGUUGCUCGAGACUGAACGCAUCAAGCAUGAAGAAAAUCAAAAGAUAUCAGAAUUACAGACACAAUUGUCUGAAGAAGUUGCGGACAAAAAAAAACAGACUAAGGUUCUUGAAGAUGCUUUGCAGGAGAUUCAAAGACUGAAGGAGACUAUGAAGACUGAAGGAAGAAAAGAAAAUGUUACUUCAAGAGAAGACAUUGAUAUUGUUGACUCAAUAGACAGUGUACCAAAAAGUAUGUUGAAUUCAAAUUGCUCCGUCACCAGUAUGGACGAGUUUAAAAAGGAAUUAACUCUAAAAAUAGAAGCUAAACAUAGAGCUAUCGCGGCAGUUUCAUCCAAGAUGGAAAGACUUAGAAGAGAACUGGACACAGAGAAGGAAGCUCAUUCUGAAACAUCGAGUAUGUUGGCUCAAUUACGUUCUGUUCAUAGCAAUUCACAACACUCUGAUCUCGCUAAUGGCGGUUUUGUGAAGACUAUGAUGAGAGAACAAGAGAAAUCCGAACAAACGGAUGAAAGCGAGAAAACGUUGAAACGCACGGAAGCACAACGAUUGACGCGUAUUUUAAAGGUAUCCGAUGAGUUAAGGAAUGAUGUACGAUAUCAAAUUGAGAAGGUGGAUGAUUUUCGUUAUCAUCUAGAGACCGAUCCAGAGCGUCACCAAAAACGUAUUCGCUGUUUAACAGAAAUGACUAAUAACGCACGUGCAUCUCUUAUUACGCGAGAACGUCAGACCAAUGAGCUAAAGAAUUAUCUGGCUCAAUUGCUGGUCAGAUUAGGCGACAAGAGUUUUCUGGAAAUCCAAAAUGACGAAAAAAAUGAAUGCGACCGACAACUGGAGAAUAUAAACACGUUGAAAAGUCUCUAUAAUGAAAGGUUGAGAAUCUUGAUCGAGUUAAAAGAUUCCGCAAAUAAGGAAUUGACGGAUAUGAAACAGAAAUUGGAAUAUACUCUAAAGAAAUCGGAGAACCUGGAAGAGGAACUCAAAAAAGCUGAAGACAAGGUUGACGCUCAAGACUCAGAAAUAACAAACUUGGAAUCACAAUUGGGAUUAACCAAGGCAGAUUGCAGAGAUCUUCAGAAUCAGAUGUCUCUCAUUAAUGGAUUAUUCACGCAGAUGCUGUUAGGAGCUUCAUCUGCGGACAUGAAUCUUGAUCGGUUGACUCAAUUAUUACAGGAAAACCACGAUCUUAUAAGUGAUAUAGCCAAGAAAGAAAGCACCGAAGCAGCGGCUCUUCCUAAACUUCUUUUAGAUUUGAUUGAACAAACCGAGGGCAGUAAAGCAUCCGAGAAAUGCGCAAAUGAAGAAAAUAGUGCAGAAAAUAUUACCGAAGUUAAUAGGAAGGAAGAUGAUCUGCAAGAAGAACACAUCGCCCACAAUUUACCUAAGGUAUGGCGUGUUUUACUAGAACUACUUAGUUGUCACGCAGUGACUUCUCCAAGUAUUUCCGUUGCAUCCUGUUCGGAUCCAAAUAGUUGUUACAAGUCUGUAGACACACCGGCCGGUCCAAGAUUGGUAAUAUCUGUGAGCAAAACAUAUAUUCGUUUGAAGGAAUUAAUUCUGGAGAAAAAGCACUUGGAGAAGGAGAUGAAUCGUAUGAAGCAGUUAAACGUUCAUUUAGAAAGUAAACUUGGUGAACAGGAAAAGAGACUUUCUAUGGUGUCAGUCGAAUUAGCCAAAACAUGGAACAUAGUCGGUCGGAUGCAAGCGCAACAUCAGCAGUUGCAUACACACGAAGCAAUACUAAGAUAUGAAUUGCAGGAAAAAAGAAAAAUGUUGCAAGAAUUGAAGCAGGAAUUAGAAUACUGCAGAGAGAAAUGGGAGUCGGCUAGACAAAAAAACACUAACACCGAACGAGAAUGGAGAAAUUUGCGUCGCGAGUUUGCUGCACGAAAAGCUUUAGCUGUCCACGAUUCUUUCAAUAGUGCUGAAAGUGGUUUCAGCGAUGAAAGAGGUGAUGAUACUGACGAAGAAGAAAAAAUAAUCGAGGGACGAAUCAGACACGGUUCACGCAGACGAACACGAAAGGAAAGUCUUAGAGCACCGACACCGGAUACAGAAUCCGAUCAGCCGACAGAUAUCGAACUAUCAGAGUCAAACACUACUUCCUUGGUGACUUUGGAACAACGCACGUCGACUCCGGAAAUAGAAGCAGAGUUGGACGAGGCAGAAAUCAUACAUAAUUCAAAACUUAUUAAUGUGACGGAAACUGCACAAACAUGCAUUAUGGAAGAUACGCAAGAGAUUCUGAAUCCUUUGGAUCAAGCGCUCACUAACUUUAUACAGAAUCUUAUAAAAAUUGAUGACGGAGAAUCAAGCGAGAAAGUUUCGGUUCUGCGAGAGAGUAUUACGACACCAUUCAAAGAUUUGUGCGACAAUCCAAUUCCUGAAACUGGCGGCGAUAUAAAAACUGAUCUAACGACAACUUUUAGAACGGAUUUCUCCGUUGAUGAAAAUCUACGAUCUUGGACCAUCGAAUCUUUAUCUGCACCAUCCGCUGUGAAAACAUUAAAACAAACAGCUACGAAUAUCGAUAUAUUGGCAGUGGAUAAUGGUGAAUCGCUUGAAUCAUCAUCGACUAUGAUUAGAAAUUUGUCAAAACAGCAUAAUGACGACAACGUGUUUGGUCCAACCACAACAAAAUUGGAAAAUUUGACGGAUAGUUGUAUCAACCCUUUGUCUACUAUUUGCUCCUCCUCGAUGAUGUCAUCAAGCCAUGAAGAAGAACCCAUAAAUAGGAUCCAACGACCUUCCAAAUCAAUGGAUUCUGAUAGUAUCUCCGUGGAUUCAUCUUCUAGUUUAGAUACAGUUCGAGAAUUUCCUGUGGACGUAGUUAGCACUAUACCUUUAUUGAAAUCUGGAGACCAACUACGAGAAAGUUCGCAAAAAGAAGUUAUUUCAGCUAAAUCUCGAACUCCAGAGGAAGUUUUGGCAACACGGUCCGAUCGAUUAAAACGUUUGGAAGAGCAGACCGAUUGGCUUAUGAAAAAAAUGAAUGCUACAAGUAAACGUGGCGACGCUCUCUGCUCAAGGUUGGAGGAGCUCCAUGAAACUUACGGUGAACCACCAGUUCCUCCACUUAUGCCAGAUGUUUUACCUAGCUAUAGACUACCAACUGUUCUGCCCAAUCUAUCUCAUCAGGCACAAGAAGAGGAAAGUAAAAUUAUAUAAAAUAUAAACGAUAUUUUAAUAUGAUCGAGAUAUGUAUCAAACAAAUUUUAAUUGCAAGAAUGAUCAUAUAAGUAAAAAACAAAACUUUAG
This is a messenger RNA of Solenopsis invicta (red fire ant), 4600 nucleotides long. Its product is annotated as WEB family protein At4g27595, chloroplastic. The transcript has 15 exons. Lineage: Eukaryota; Metazoa; Arthropoda; Insecta; Hymenoptera; Formicidae. The record is from RefSeq and is a predicted model, not a curated record. The coding region runs from base 134 to 4510 and encodes 1458 amino acids.